UGGCGGCCGGAGCCGGAGACUCUCCAGUAUGGCUUCCGCACCACCUCCUCGAUACAACUCCCACUCUUUGGAGAACGAGUCCAUUAAGAGGACUUCUCAAGAUGGAAUUAAUCAGGAUCUCAGUGAGGCAGUCCCUCGCCUGCCUGGAGAAACUCGGAUCACUGACAAAGAAGUUAUUUACAUAUGUCCUUUCAAUGGCCCCAUUAAGGGAAGAGUAUACAUCACAAAUUAUCGUCUUUAUUUAAGAAGUUUGGAAACGGAUUCUGCUCUAAUACUUGAUGUUCCUCUGGGUGUGAUCUCAAGAAUUGAGAAAAUGGGAGGCGCGACAAGUAGAGGAGAAAAUUCCUAUGGUCUAGAUAUUACUUGUAAAGACAUGAGAAACCUGAGGUUCGCCUUGAAACAGGAAGGCCACAGCCGAAGAGACAUGUUUGAGAUCCUCACCAAAUACGCAUUUCCCCUGGCACACAGUCUGCCAUUGUUUGCAUUUUUAAAUGAAGAGAAGUUUAACGUGGAUGGAUGGAUGGUUUAUAAUCCUGUGGAAGAAUACAGACGGCAGGGCUUGCCCAAUCACUAUUGGAGAAUCUCUUUUAUUAAUAAGUGCUAUGAACUCUGCGACACUUACCCUGCUCUUCUGGUGGUUCCGUACCGUGCCUCAGAUGAUGAUCUCCGGAGAGUAGCCACGUUUCGGUCCCGAAAUCGAAUUCCAGUGCUGUCGUGGAUCCAUCCUGAAAACAAGACCGUCAUCGUGCGCUGCAGCCAGCCUCUGGUCGGUAUGAGUGGUAAACGGAACAAGGACGACGAGAAGUAUCUGGAUGUUAUCAGGGAGACGAAUCGACAAAUUUCCAAACUCACCAUCUAUGAUGCAAGGCCCAAUGUAAAUGCAGUGGCCAACAAGGCAACAGGAGGAGGAUAUGAAAGUGAUGAUGCAUAUCAUAAUGCUGAACUUUUCUUCUUGGACAUUCAUAAUAUCCAUGUCAUGCGGGAGUCUUUAAAAAAAGUGAAAGAUAUUGUUUAUCCAAAUGUAGAAGAAUCUCACUGGUUGUCCAGUCUGGAGUCCACUCAUUGGCUAGAACAUAUCAAGCUGGUUUUGACAGGAGCCAUUCAGGUGGCCGACAAAGUGUCUUCCGGCAAGAGCUCGGUGCUGGUGCACUGCAGCGACGGCUGGGACCGCACGGCCCAGCUCACGGCCCUCGCCAUGCUGAUGCUGGACAGCUACUACCGGACCAUCGAAGGCUUCGAGAUCUUGGUCCAAAAAGAAUGGAUAAGUUUUGGACAUAAGUUUGCAUCUAGGAUAGGUCAUGGUGAUAAAAACCACGCGGACGCUGACCGAUCUCCGAUUUUCCUGCAGUUCAUUGAUUGUGUGUGGCAAAUGUCAAAACAGUUCCCUACAGCUUUUGAAUUCAAUGAGCAGUUUUUGAUUACAAUUCUGGAUCAUCUGUAUAGUUGCCGGUUUGGUACUUUCUUGUACAACUGUGAAUCUGUCCGAGAAAGACAGAAAGUUACAGAAAGAACUGUUUCUUUAUGGUCGUUGAUAAACAGUAAUAAAGAAAAAUUCAAGAACCCCUUCUAUACAAAAGAAAUCAAUCGCAUUUUAUAUCCAGUUGCCAGUAUGCGCCACUUGGAACUCUGGGUAAAUUACUACAUUCGAUGGAACCCCCGAAUCAAGCAACAACAGCCAAAUCCUGUGGAGCAACGUUACAUGGAGCUCCUAGCUCUGCGCGAUGAGUACAUCAAGAGGCUAGAGGAACUGCAGAUCAGCAACUCGGCCAAGAUCUCUGACCCCCCGACUUCCCCAUCCAGUCCUUCCCAACUGAUGCCCCACGUGCCAACUCACUUCUGAGCGGGAACCCUGGUCCCAGGCUCCCUCUCAGAAUAAAGGAGCUAUGCGAGCUCAAUCUUGUGUAUCUGUACAAAGUAGAUUAAAAUAUUUGCCUCCAUAUAGAUCCUGAACUAAUAUAACCUUAAACUCUUGAAUAUGUGCCUUCUAUAAUCCACAUUACAAGAAAAAAUCCAGAAUCUAUAUGGCAAUCAGAAGAAAGGAGAAUGUUUGGAAAACCCUGACACCAUUAAAUAAGCAAGUGUUCAAAGAUAAGGUUUUCAUUUAUUACUUUAGAAGCCUCUGUCUACAAUAUGAAUUUUGCGGGUUUCAUCGAAGCAACAUUAUUCUAAGUUAAAUGGGGAAGAUGUUUGUGAAAUGGAUUUUCCCCCAAGCUGCUCCAGAUAGUUACUUUGGAUGAUCUACAAUGAAUCCAAAUGUGUAAGGUGUGUAUGUGCCUGCCAAAAUCAUACUGAGCUUGCCUUCCUAGGCAUUCUCCACAAGCAGCGGGGUUAAAUCAUUGCCAAAUGGUGUGCCACCAUGGGUGGAGAUUUCAAGAGGAGCUAGAGAGGAGUCCGCUCAUGGUUUUGAACUUUGGAGCGCCUUCCCCUCAUCUCCAAGAGCAGCAUAUCAUCAUAUCACAAGGCUGGUGGAGACCAGUUAAAUAGAAGUUGAUAGUUUUUGUAACUUUGUUAGUUCAGGUUUCAAAUAUUUUCAUGAAGUCACCAAAACUUCAGAAUGAUUUUCCAGUUGUAGCAAACAGCACCAUUAUGGGGCGUCAGGUGGCGUGAGGCUAUUGAGGUAUGAAUGUUUCUGCAAACUUUGCCCUAGUCCAACCAGCUUGUCUACCAAAGGAGGGGCUACCAUCUUGUCUCUGAGCUCUCGCAGCAGCAUUGUGCUUGAAUUGAAGUGCCCGGGUGUGUAUCUGUUGAGCGUAUUCUCUAAACAGGAUGUGUUGAAUGAAUUUCAGUUUAAAUGGUGUCGGGUGUUCCUCCCCUCAAAUGUGCAUAAAAACUGGUUCUACAUAUUUUUACUUGAAGCACCAGGCAGUUUGCUUUUUCAGGUUUGGGGACAUCUUUGUUUUGUUUUAUUGGUUGUUGGGUUUUUUUUCUUUUUGUAGUAUUAAAUGAAAUUUUAAACGCACAGUUCUAUUUGAUAUCUGAACUAAUUCAUUUAGUAAGUAUAUUUGUACAAGUUAAGUCUAGAGUUAAAACAAUUAAUGUGUUUUACAAUGAUUUGUAAAGGACUAUUUAUAGCUAAUAUGGUUUUGUUUUCAAUGAAUUAAGAGAGAUUAAAUAUAUCUUUGUAAAUUAUUUUAUGCCCUAGCUUAAUUGGUCUACCAAGUAAGACAUCUCAAAUGCAGUAGUGUAUAUGAAUUUUGUAAGUAUAGAAAUUUUAUUAGACAUUCUCUUGCUCUUUGUAAACGCUGUAAAUAUUUCAUAAAUUUAACAAAUGGUUACUCCAUAAAAAGGGGGGGGAAGCUAAUACUAAUAGCUUAAAGGAUUUUGUGGAAUUUCAUGAAAGAUUUUUCAUGGCAAUAAUGACUAAGACCUGCUGUAAUAAAUAUAUUAACAGAAGCAUUGGA
This is a messenger RNA of Echinops telfairi (small Madagascar hedgehog), 3401 nucleotides long. It is a transcript of the gene MTM1, whose product is annotated as myotubularin 1. Gene Ontology annotation, cellular component: plasma membrane. The record is from RefSeq and is a predicted model, not a curated record. The transcript has 15 exons. The coding region runs from base 29 to 1840 and encodes 603 amino acids. Gene Ontology annotation, biological process: negative regulation of autophagosome assembly; mitochondrion distribution; dephosphorylation. Gene Ontology annotation, molecular function: phosphatidylinositol-3,5-bisphosphate 3-phosphatase activity. Lineage: Eukaryota; Metazoa; Chordata; Mammalia; Afrosoricida; Tenrecidae.